AUGGAGAAGGCGCAAGCAACUUUUCUGUUGUGGGUAGAGUUGCCGAGUUGGAGAUUGUUGAGUGUUGAGGCAGUUUCUUACUUCUUGGUGCUUGCUGAUAUUCACAUUGAUCAAAAGAUAAGAGACUUUUUAGUUGAAGUGGGUCCAAAAAGAGUUGAUGACAUCUUCUUUCCCAGAGAUAAUAAAGAAAUGGUUGCCGAGUUCGAUCCAAUAAUGGAAGAACACAUUCGACGUGCCCAAGCACGCGAGAUUCAGUAUACAUAUCUAGGCCCUAAGAUUCAAAAUGAAUUGAUACAAAUGUUAGCAGGCGAGACACGCUGGAAAAGUCAUGUGGAAAGCGUCAAGCCUAUAAAAGAACAAUCUGUACAAAUAAGAUAUGCUUUACUUGACUUGGCAAGCAUUGUUGAAGAUCCUAAAACAAAACGUGAAGCUGAGUCCUUAGCAAUAUAUGAACUUGAAAAUUUUGAGUUUUUACUUGGCAUAGUAAUUUGGUAUAAGUUGUUGCAUGCAAUCAAUACUGUGAGUAAAUUUUUUCAAGCCGAAAACAUGGAUAUUAAUGAAGCCAUCAAACUUUUACAAGCACUUAUUUCAUUUCUCGAAGAUUAUAGAGAAUCUGGGUUUGCCAGUGCCAUGGAUGAAGCUAAACAAAUGGCAAGUAAAAUGGGAAUUGAAGCUGUAUUUCAAAAGAAACGUAGCAUUCGAAGAAAGAAACAAUUCGAUGAAAGUGGCACUGAAGAGAUAACAUACUCGGCUGAAGAUUCUUUUAGAGUUGAGUAUUUUCUCUUUAUAAUUGAUCAAGCUCGAUCAUCACUUCAAACUUGUUUUGAACAAUUUACACAUUAUGAAGAGAUAUUUGGAUUUUUGUUUAACAUGGAUAGAUUAAAGAUUAUGCCAGUUGACAGUUUGCUGAAAUCUUGUAUGAAUCUUGAGCAGUAUUUAGAACAUAAUGGACAUUCAGACAUUAUAGGUGAUGAUUUAUGUUCGGAGUUGAUCGUCUUGAGGUGCUAUUUAACUAGCGAAACAAAAAGAGCAAUUGAUGUGCUACAUUACUUGAAGAAAAUGAAUGGUUGUUUUCCGAAUGCUUGCAUUGCUUACAAGAUUUUGCUCACCAUCCCGGUUACAGUUGCAUCAGCAGAAAGAAGUUUUUCCAAGUUGAAAUUGAUCAAGACUUAUAUCCGAUCAACUAUGUCACAGCAAAGAUUGAAUGGUUUAGCCAUGUUAUCAAUUGAAAAAGAAAUGGUUGAACUACUCGACUAUACAAAAUUGAUCGAUAUUUUUGCCUCGAAAACUGCAAGACGAGUUGUAUUUAAGUGA
This is a messenger RNA of Olea europaea var. sylvestris, 1314 nucleotides long. RefSeq names its product zinc finger MYM-type protein 1-like. The transcript is spliced from 5 exons. The coding region runs from base 1 to 1314 and encodes 437 amino acids. NCBI's taxonomy places the organism in Eukaryota, Viridiplantae, Streptophyta, Magnoliopsida, Lamiales, Oleaceae. The record is from RefSeq and is a predicted model, not a curated record. Gene Ontology annotation, molecular function: protein dimerization activity.